Messenger RNA from Agelaius phoeniceus (red-winged blackbird), 1444 nucleotides. RefSeq names its product transmembrane protein 161A (gene TMEM161A). NCBI's taxonomy places the organism in Eukaryota, Metazoa, Chordata, Aves, Passeriformes, Icteridae. The record is from RefSeq and is a predicted model, not a curated record.
GAUGGGGGUGCAGGUGGUGGUCACCCUGCUGGCCGCCAGCCUGAUGCAGAAGAUGGCCCCGCACUGCUCCUUCGCCCGCUGGCUGCUCUGCAACGGCAGCCUGUACAGGUACAAGCACCCCUCGGACGAGGAGCUCUGCGCCCUGGCCGGGAAGCAGCGCCCCAAGAGCAGGAGGGACAGGAGGGCCAGCGGGGUGGCAGAGGACAGACCCCUGUCGGUGCCACGGGACAUCGAGCUGCAGCUGGACACGAGCCCCAUCACGGCCGUGGACGCGCUGGUGCUGCGCCAUUUCCUGGAGUACCAGUGGUUCGUGGAUUUCUCCGUCUACGCCGGCGCCGUCUACGCCUUCAGCGAGGGCUAUUUCUGCCUGGUGAGCCCCGCCAGGGAGAGCAACCUGGGCGUGCUCUGGUGCCUGCUCACCGUCCUCUUCUCCGUCAAGGUGUUCUGCAUGGUGAUGCGUCACUACUUCCGCUCGGAGGAGGGCGGUGAGCGCUCCGUGUGCCUCACCUCCGCCUUCUUCUUCCUCCUGCUGGCCAUGCUGGCCCUGGUGGUCCGCGAGGAUUACCUGGAGUUCGGCCUCGAGGCCGGGCUGGCCAGAGUCUCCUCUAACCUGGAGCCCAUCCUGAAGCCGCGGGGCUGGGAGUGGACGCUGCCCCUGGCCAGGCUGGCCUUCAAGCUGGGGCUGGUGGCCCUGAGCUCCUUCCUGGGCGCCUGCCUGACCUUCCCGGGGCUGCGCCUGGCACAGACACACCUGGACGCGCUCAGCAUGGCGGCCGGCAAACCCCUGACACAGGUCCUGCUGCACGUGGGGUUCGUGGCCCCUGUCCUGGUGGUGCUGCUGUGGGUCCGGCCCCUGGCCCGGGAUUUCCUGCUCCAGGCCCCGCUGGGCAAGCAGAGGGUGCAGAUCCUGUCGGACGCGUCCUUUGACACGCUGCGGCUCUGGGCCGUGGUGGCGCUGUCGCUGCUGCGGCUGCUGGGGACGCGCCACCACCUGCAGGCGUACCUGGGGCUGGCCGAGCGCUGGGUGCGCCGCAUGCGGCGCCAGGCGGGGCGGAUCCCGGCCCGCGACAUCCAGCGGCAGAUCUCCAGGAUUUACUGCUACGUGUCCGUGGUGAGCCUGCAGUACCUGGGGCCCGUGAUCCUGACGCUGCACUGCGCCCUGCUGCUCAAGACGCUGGGUCACCACUCGUGGGGGCUGUACCCCGCCGUGUCCCCCGCCGUGUCCCCAGCAGCGCCGGUGGCCCCGCCGCGCCCCGAGGGGGACCCUGGGGACAGCGGGGACGUGCAGGUGGUGGUGCAGGAGAUCUCGGGGCUCCUGGGCUGCAUCUUCACCCCCCCCUUCUUCCGAGGACUCUUCUCCUUCCUCACCUGGUGGGUGGCUGCGUGCCAGGUGAUCACCAGCCUCUUCGGCCUCUACUUCCACCAGUACCUGGCAGCGUCCUGA